Pygoscelis adeliae (Adelie penguin) is the source of this 603-nucleotide messenger RNA. RefSeq names its product NECAP endocytosis associated 2 (gene NECAP2). Gene Ontology annotation, biological process: endocytosis. The record is from RefSeq and is a predicted model, not a curated record. Lineage: Eukaryota; Metazoa; Chordata; Aves; Sphenisciformes; Spheniscidae. The annotation marks the transcript as partial. The transcript has 6 exons. Gene Ontology annotation, cellular component: clathrin vesicle coat; membrane.
CGGCGGGACCAGCCGGCGUGGAGCGGCAGGCUGCGGAUCACGGCCAAGGGCAAGAUCGCCUUCAUUAAGCUGGAGGACAAGACCUCGGGAGAGCUUUUUGCCCAGGCGCCGGUGGAGCAGUUCCCUGGCAUCGCUGUGGAGAGCGUGACGGACUCCAGCAGAUAUUUCGUCAUCCGGAUCGAAGACGGGAACGGCCGCCGAGCUUUCAUCGGAGUCGGCUUUGUCGACCGAGGAGAUGCUUUUGACUUCAACGUGGCUCUCCAAGACCAUUUUAAGUGGGUGAGGCAGCAGAGCGAGCUGGCCAGACAGGCCGAGAACCCCGAUCAGGGACCCAAACUGGAUCUGGGCUUCAAGGAGGGGCAAACCAUCAAACUCAACAUUGCGAACAUGAAGAAAAAAGAAGGAGCAACGGGGAACACCAGACCGCGUCCCGUGGGUCCUGGGGGCCUGAGCUUGCUCCCACCACCUCCCGGAGGAAAAUCUUCCGCUCCGGUUUGUCAUUCCGGAGAGCGGCCAUCUUCUCUCUCCGCGCCCGCCCAGCUCCCGGGCACCCCCAUCACAGACUCCCUCUUGUCCUGGCCGCAGCCCGCUGCUGCUCCCUCU